This is a messenger RNA of Fibroporia radiculosa, 819 nucleotides long. RefSeq lists its product as uncharacterized. The record is from RefSeq and is a predicted model, not a curated record. The coding region runs from base 1 to 819 and encodes 272 amino acids. Lineage: Eukaryota; Fungi; Basidiomycota; Agaricomycetes; Polyporales; Fibroporiaceae. The transcript is spliced from 6 exons. Gene Ontology annotation, molecular function: oxidoreductase activity, acting on the CH-OH group of donors, NAD or NADP as acceptor.
AUGCCCUCCUAUCUCAUCAUUGGGGCUUCAAGGAGUAUUGGCCUUGAGUUUAUUCGGGAAACGGCAUCCAAUUCAACCAACUUAGUUUUCGCCCUUGUGCGCAACAGAGACUCACCGCAGCUGGCUGAGUUUGUAGAAGGCAAUCCUAAUCGGAACGUAUAUAUUGUCCAGGUAGAUGUUACGGAUCAUGUUUCCUUCAAGGACGCAGUCGCGAAAGUUUCGGAGGUGACAGGCGGUUCGCUGGACGUUCUCAUCUACAACACUGCACGAACAGAUACCCCGUUCUUCUUCCGCAAGUUGUCCGACUAUAAGGAUGGUGCCGAUUUGGAUAAAGAAUUCACAGAAUCUUAUAAAGUCAACGUCCUUGGUUUCGCACAUGCGGUCAACGCUUUCCUUCCCCUCCUCCGUGGGGGCUCUACGAAAAAGAUUGUGUUGAUUAGCAGCGGUGCUGGUGACCGCGAAUUUGCACUGAAGACGCAUCAUGAUAGUUCAGCGGCGUAUGGCACUACGAAGGCGGCGGUCAACAUGAUCAUGACAAAGUUCGCUAUCGAGUUGAAGAAAGAGAACUUCGUGGUAUCCGCAAUGAGCCCUGGUCCGAUUGCUGGAUCUGCCAUGAUAGCUAACGAGAGCGACGAAUCCAACAAAGCUGAGCUGGCGAGGUUGUUGGAGAGGUUCCGCGAGGCGAUCCCCGACUUCGACCCUACGCCGAUGGCUCCGGACUUGCUGACGAAGAAAAUGUUGAAGGUUAUCCACUCACUCGGGCCUGCGGAAACGGGCACUAUCCGCUCGUCUAAAGAAGUUCGCUCGAUGGAAUUGUAG